This is a messenger RNA of Hipposideros armiger (great roundleaf bat), 4204 nucleotides long. RefSeq names its product potassium voltage-gated channel subfamily A regulatory beta subunit 2 (gene KCNAB2). The record is from RefSeq and is a predicted model, not a curated record. Gene Ontology annotation, molecular function: voltage-gated potassium channel activity; transmembrane transporter binding; potassium channel regulator activity. Gene Ontology annotation, biological process: regulation of action potential; transmembrane transport; regulation of potassium ion transmembrane transport. NCBI's taxonomy places the organism in Eukaryota, Metazoa, Chordata, Mammalia, Chiroptera, Hipposideridae. The coding region runs from base 101 to 1408 and encodes 435 amino acids. The transcript is spliced from 17 exons. Gene Ontology annotation, cellular component: juxtaparanode region of axon; voltage-gated potassium channel complex; membrane.
AGUGAGUCCAGCUCCAUGUAUCCAGAAUCGACCACGGGCUCCCCAGCGCGGCUCUCCCUGCGGCAGACGGGCUCCCCCGGCAUGAUCUACAGUACUCGCUAUGGGAGUCCCAAAAGACAGCUCCAGUUUUACAGUGGCAGCUCCCAGGCCAGACGGUACCAUGUUGUCCAUGACGUACAGCGAGAGCCUGAGAAGCGUGAGCAGCAGGUGUCACUCUGACUGGGCCCUGCAGCCCGUCCGCCAGCCCGACGCGCUGGAGCUGCAGCGGUUGUGGGAGGUGCGGGCGGCCGCCCAGGCCAGGAACAUGGAGCGUUUCCUCUGCAUGCACGGCCUCUCCCUGGACAGCUGCACCGCCCGGCGCACCGGCAUGAAGUACCGGAACCUGGGCAAGUCGGGCCUGCGUGUGUCCUGCCUGGGGCUUGGGACAUGGGUGACCUUCGGAGGCCAGAUCACCGACGAGAUGGCAGAGCAGCUCAUGACCUUGGCCUACGACAACGGCAUCAACCUCUUCGAUACCGCAGAAGUCUACGCGGCGGGCAAAGCUGAAGCUGUUUUAGGGAACAUCAUUAAGAAGAAGGGAUGGAGACGAUCCAGCCUGGUCAUCACCACCAAGAUCUUCUGGGGAGGAAAAGCGGAGACUGAAAGGGGUCUUUCCAGGAAGCACAUCAUAGAAGGUCUGAAGGCCUCCCUGGAGCGGCUACAGCUGGAAUAUGUGGACGUGGUGUUUGCCAACCGCCCAGACCCCAACACGCCCAUGGAAGGGGACCCAUUUAGUUCCUCCAAGUCCAGGACAUUCAUCAUAGAAGAGACCGUCCGUGCCAUGACCCACGUCAUCAACCAGGGGAUGGCCAUGUACUGGGGCACAUCGCGCUGGAGCUCCAUGGAGAUCAUGGAGGCCUACUCCGUGGCCCGCCAGUUCAAUCUCAUCCCGCCCAUCUGCGAGCAGGCCGAGUACCACAUGUUCCAGCGCGAGAAGGUGGAGGUGCAGCUGCCUGAGCUCUUCCACAAGAUAGGAGUGGGCGCCAUGACCUGGUCCCCUCUGGCCUGCGGCAUCGUUUCUGGAAAGUACGACAGUGGCAUCCCACCCUACUCAAGGGCCUCCCUGAAGGGCUACCAGUGGCUAAAGGACAAGAUCCUGAGUGAGGAGGGUCGACGCCAACAGGCCAAGCUGAAGGAGCUACAGGCCAUCGCAGAGCGCCUGGGCUGCACCCUCCCGCAGCUGGCCAUAGCCUGGUGCCUGAGGAAUGAAGGGGUCAGUUCCGUGCUCCUGGGUGCUUCCAGCGCAGACCAGCUAAUGGAGAACAUUGGAGCAAUACAGGUCCUCCCCAAGCUGUCGUCUUCCAUUAUCCACGAGAUCGAUAGUAUUUUGGGCAAUAAACCCUACAGCAAAAAGGACUACCGGUCCUAAGAAGCCCCGCGCUGGCCCGGACACUUUCCCUUCCUCUCCUAGUCUCUCUGUUCGCUGCUCGCUUAAGCUGUUUUGAAGCCAAGAGUGUGGUUUGCAUCAAAAAGAAAACAUGGCACCGAGAUGAUGUCAUCGGGAAAACGUUUCAAAAGUCCCUGCAACGCACCAUCCGCUGCUUCCAGGGACCCACGUGGCUUCCAGGGACCUAUGUCGUGGCGGGGACAUUGAUUAUUAGAAGGACGGUAAAGUGGUCCCACCCAAGCCUGCAGCCUCUGCUCACCCUCCAAGAAGAAACCAUGUUUUCUCCCAACUGCGACCCUUUUCAGAGACUCCUCAAGUCCAGGCCAGGCCGGGCCAGUUGGGGCCUGGGGGCAGGCAGGGCUGGCCACUCCUCUGGGUGCCCCACCUGGUCUUGGUCUUUCUGCGGCCCCCUCUGCGGGGCCUGGACGUUGGGGCUGGGCCUCCCCACGGGGGUGUCCCUCUGGCCAAGGGCUCCAGGUUCUUCCCAACGGGCCUGACCUCAGAUGCUUCCCCCACCCCUUGUCCACAGCCACCUGCCCCAGGGGGCCUCUGAGGCGCCUCCCGUGCUGUACCUUGACCCCUACCUCCUCCCUUGCUGGCAGGGGCAGGGAUCCAGGGGGAUUGGCUCUGCAAUUUGGGACCCACAAAAAGUUUGGGGAUCUGAUUUCAAGCUCAUCUCCCCACUAUCUUGCUCCCUACACGCAACCAAUGAGCCCCAUACCAGGGUGGUUCGGAGCACUUGGCAGGGGGCCUGGUGGAGCGGGCUCUAGCCCAGGUCUCCCCAGGGCCCCACCUGCUCUCCCUGCCAGGUACCCAGUCUGCUACCCCAUCUGUGCCCCAGAAGGCCCUGAGGUCGUGCACGCUUAGCUAGACUGUGGCUGCUGACCACUCUCGCGGGAGGAUGGUGCCUCUGCUCUGCCUGGGGUGAUGGCAUUGGGUCUGCAGAGAGGACAUGCUGAGAUCUUUACAGUGAGAGAGGGUCCCUGGGGUCUUCUGCACUGUGUGCCCAGGGCUGGGAGACCUGACACCUAGCAGCAGCCCCCGCAAUGUAGGAAAAGAUGCCAGGAGCCUCUCCUUGAAGAGGUGCCCCCUGCAAGGCCUCCGAUUGGGUGAGGCUGGGGUGUUCCGUCUUGGGCUGCUAAGUGUCUAUGUGCUCAGAGCUUAUGACCUGGACAGAUGGGCAGCGGUGCCGCCCCUGGGACUCCCCACACCCUGUGAAAAGUGGGGAUGGCUGGGGUUGGUCAUUCCCUUUUAUGCUACCCCCCGGCCUGGAACAGAUUGGGGACAGGGAGGCAGGCAGGACAAACAGAACCGUCAGCCCCUUUGCAGCCCCAGCCUGGGGCGGGCGGGGAGAUCUGCAGCCAGGAGCCCUGCCCCUGUGGUCCUGAGAGGUACCCCAGCCUUUGCUGGCUAUGUGGGGGGCAGGAGCCAGGCUCUACAGAUGUGCCAGCCCACUGUGGGCGGCCCUGUGUGCCUCCCGCCCUGGGCAGGCAGCGCCUGCCAGCCCCACCUGGGCACCCCACACCCUCACACUCACCCUGAGAGGCGGGCACGGCGGGUCCUGCUUUCAUAGAUGCUGCCGUUACCAGAGACGCUCCCUGCCAUUCUCAGAGGGACUGCCCUCAGUCCUGGCUGGGCUGAAGCCUGGGAGACCCGCUCUGAGAAAGCCACAAAGUCAGGAGGACAGCCUUCUCCACUGCUGACCUUUGUGCUGACCCCGGAGUCUAGAACCUGCCCCCCUCCUCACAGACCAGACCCUUGGGGGUCUUCUCCACCCAGUCUCCUGCAAGCGUCACCCUGUGGGUGUGGGGAGGGGGCAACACCUGUCCCAAAAGAGGUGCCUGACCCACUCCCUGUCACCCGGGGUGGAAGAGUCCUGCCCUGAGGACAGGGCCCUGCAUGGGCACUUUGUCCCAGGACCACACAGUGGGCCAAAUCGCACCCCCAUCACUGGGGAGAGUGGCUGGGCCCCCUCCACACGGCUGCCCCCAGAACGCCCACUGUUGGAGCAGGGACCAGGACUUGUCGCGGGCCCGAGGUGGGCGCUGCUGCCCCCAGGAGCCACACCCAGGAAGGCCGAGCCCCUGUUGGCUGCAUGUUUGCCAAACAGGGUCCCCAAGGUUGAGCUCAGCCAAGGCCUAAAUGGCCAGUGCCAGGCCCCAGCAGCCCUGGCCCUAGGGCACUGUCCUCAGCCUGGCUCUGAGGUGUCCUGUUCUCCACUCACUGCAGGGAGGACGGGCUCUGCUUCCUGGGGGAGGGCCCCCUGACUUAGGAGGGGGCCGGAGUAGGGCAGAGGAAGUUGGAUGGACAUCGAAGGGCAGUCAGAGCCUGACAAGGAAAGAACUGGGCAGGGGCGGGCCUGAGAGGCGGGGCCUCCCUAGCCCCUCCCCUAGCCCCUCCUCCUCCCCUUGAAGCCGAAUCUGCCCUGGGUCCCUCAGGAGUGCCCUACGCUGGAACUAGGCCUGGUCUGGGGGCAGGGCUAGGGUCAGUCUUUCUUGUUAAGGACACACGGAGCCCCCACCAUCGCUCAUCCCACAUCCGUGGUCAAAUCCAAGGUCCCCAAGAGCGGCACAGGCCUCGCUCGCCUUCUGUUCUUUUCCAGUCUUGUAAAUAUGUGCUUCUCUCUCUCCCUUUUUUUAAUGACUGAUUCCUCCGCUAACUGCACUCACUCCCUCUGCAGGCGAGACUGCCAUACGUCUUGCGCUUCCAAAUGCCACUCAGCCGAGACGCAAGCCCGUAUUUAUGGAAUGACAAAAUAAAACCCAAGCCCGUAGGGUC